GUUCUCCUCCAUUUUUUCUUGCAACUUGAAGCUCCCCCAAGUUGAUCAGUAAAAAUGGCGAGAUGCAUGGUUGAUAGAGAUCAAGAGAUAGAGUCACCGAGAGUUGAGUUGGCUGAGAUAGGGAGAAGCAUUGCAUCAUCUUCUCGGCGUCAUACCUCAAGUUUUCGAAGCAGUUCAGGAUUGAGUUCUGCAAAGGGCGAUGCUGACGAUGAAUAUGGUUUACAUGAGCGGGCUGAAAUCGAGACGUUUGAGCGGAUAGGAUCAUCUUUGUUCGAUAAGGAUGAUGAUAAUGCCGACGCUGUUGAUGGCAGAGAGAAACAGAAACAGAUCGUGGUUGACGUUCCCAAGCUCGGAGAUCUAGAACGGCAUGUGUUCAUUGAGAAGCUCAUCAAACACGUUGAGGAUGACAACCUUCGCUUGUUGCAAAAUAUCAGAAACCGAACAGACAAAGUUGGUGUAGAACUGCCCACUGUGGAGGUAAGGUACAAGAACCUGCGUGUGGAAGCUGAGUGUGAGAUAGUUCAGGGCAAGGCCCUUCCAACUCUAUGGAAUUCUCUUCAAAGCAAGCUCUGUUACUUCACUAAGCUGCCAGGUUCAAAGUCACGUCAAGCCAAGAUCAGCAUCAUUAACGACGUUAGUGGUAUCAUAAAGCCUGGAAGGUUAACUCUGCUGCUUGGCCCACCAGGUUGUGGGAAGACCUCCCUUUUAAAGGCUCUGUCAGGGAAUCUAGACCAAUCUCUCAAGAUUGCUGGGGAAAUUUCUUAUAACGGACACAAACUAGAAGACUUUGUCCCCCAAAAGACCUCAACUUAUAUCAGCCAAAAUGAUGUCCACAUUCCUUACAUGACCGUGAGGGAAAUACUGGACUUUUCAGCUCGUUGUCAAGGUGUUGGAAGCCGGGCAGAGGUUAUGGCUGAAGUCAGUAAAAGGGAGAAAGAAGCCGGAAUUGUUCCAGAUCCAGAUAUAGAUACUUACAUGAAGGCGAUUUCUGUGGGAGGAUUAAAAGGAAGCCUUCAAACAGACUACAUACUAAAGAUCCUCGGACUUGAUAUUUGCGCUGACACUCUAGUUGGAGAUGCCAUGAGAAGAGGUAUCUCUGGUGGUCAGAAAAAGAGAUUGACUACCGGAGAGAUGAUUGUUGGUCCUACAAAAGCUCUGUUUAUGGAUGAAAUAACUGAUGGCUUAGAUAGUUCAACUGCCUUUCAAGUUGUUACUUGUCUUCAACAGCUGGUGCACAGCACAGAUGCUACUUCACUGGUUUCGCUUCUUCAGCCAGCACCAGAAAUCUUUGAUCUUUUUGAUGACCUCAUUUUAAUGGCAGAAGGAAAGAUUGUGUAUCAUGGUCCACGUGAUCAUGUUCUUGAGUAUUUUGAGGAUUGUGGUUUUAGGUGUCCUGAGAGGAAAGGGGUUGCUGAUUUUAUACAAGAGGUAAUCUCUAGGAAAGAUCAAGCACAGUACUGGUCUCAGACGGAUGUUCCUUAUGGUUAUAUUCCAAAUGAUAUCUUCUCUAAAAAGUUCAAUGAGUCUCCUUAUGGAAAGAAGCUGGAUGAGGAUCUCUCAGAGCCAUAUGAUACGUCCCAAAGCAAUCAGAAUGCUCUUUCCUUUAGUCCAUACUCUCUUUCCAAAUGGGAACUUUUUAGAGCCUGUGUGUCAAGGGAACUUCUUCUAAUGAAAAGAAAUUCUUUUAUCUAUAUAUUUAAAACAAUUCAGCUUGUCAUCAUUGCAUGUAUCACAAUGACUGUAUUCUUGCGGACUCAAAUGGAUGUUGAUGUUCUUCAUGCAAAUUCCUAUAUGGGUGCCCUAUUUUAUGCUCUUCUCAUCAUUUUUGUUGAUGGGAUCCCAGAGUUGUCUAUGACGAAUCAAAUGCUUGAAAUAUUCUACAAACAGAAGGCAUUGUAUUUUUACCCAGCUUGGGCUUAUGCGGUUCCUGCAUGUAUAUUAAAAAUUCCACUUUCCUUUGUGCAAUCACUGGUUUGGACGACUUUUACUUAUUAUGUUAUUGGAUAUAGUCCAGAGGCCCAGAGGUUCUUCCGCCAGUUCAUUCUACUUUUUGCGGUGCACUUAUCUUCAGUGUCCAUGUUCCGCUUCCUGGCCUCAGUCCUCCGGACUAUUAAUGCUGCCUUUGCAGCUGCUAGUUAUGCAGCAUUACUACUAUUGUCACUCUGUGGCUUUAUUAUCACUCCUUCUGCUAUGCCUGUCUGGUUGAGGUGGGGUUUUUGGGUUUCUCCCCUGACAUAUGGACAGAUUGGCCUUUCUUUAAAUGAGUUUCUUGCCCCAAGAUGGCAAAAGAUGUUAUCCACAGGCACCACGAUAGGAAGAGAAACACUUGAAAGCCGUGGACUAAACUUUGACGGAGAUCUUUAUUGGAUAUCACUUGGGGCCCUAUUUGGGUUUGCAAUUGUUUUCAACUUUGGAUAUAUCUUGGCAUUAAGUUUCUUGAAGCCUCCUGGAUCAUCCCAUGUUAUUAUUUCGCAUGAAAAGCUCUCCAAAGUACCGGGAAGUGAAGAUUCAUGCGCCAGUGCCCAUGUAGAGGAAAAGUAUAGAAAUUCUCCUCUACAGGGUAAUAUAGGACCUAAGAAGGGUAGGACGGUCUUACCUUUUACACCCUUAACAGUAGCAUUUCAAGAUGUCCAAUACUAUGUGAACACCCCAUUGGAAAUGAGAGAACGGGGAUACACUAGCAAAAAGCUUCAACUUCUUUCUGAUAUUACAGGUGCAUUAAGGCCUGGUGUUCUAACGGCAUUGAUGGGUGUCAGUGGAGCAGGAAAAACAACUCUUCUAGAUGUUCUAGCUGGAAGAAAGACCUGUGGUUAUAUCCAAGGGGAAAUAAAGAUUGGAGGGUAUCCCAAGGUUCAAGAAACGUUUGCUAGGAUUUCUGGUUACUGUGAGCAAACGGAUAUACAUUCUCCUCAACUAACUGUAGAAGAAUCAGUCAUAUUUUCUGCUUGGCUACGUUUAACUGCUGAAGUAGACCCAAAAACUAAAGCUGAAUUUGUGGACGAAGUCCUGGAGACCAUUGAGCUUGAUGAAAUAAAGGAUGCCUUAGUAGGUGUAACUGGGGCUACCGGUCUAUCAACCGAGCAGCGCAAGCGGCUGACAAUAGCUGUGGAGCUUGUUGCUAAUCCCUCUAUUAUCUUCAUGGAUGAGCCAACAACCAGUUUGGAUGCCAGAGCGGCUGCAAUUGUCAUGCGAGCAGUGAAAAAUGUUGCUGAUACAGGAAGAACAAUUGUUUGUACCAUCCACCAACCUAGUAUUCACAUAUUUGAAACAUUUGAUGAGUUAAUCCUUCUAAAAACUGGAGGCCACAUUAUAUACUCUGGAUCAUUGGGGCAGCAUUCAAGCAGGGUUAUAGAAUAUUUUGAGGGCAUUCCAGGAAUUCCUAAGAUUAGAGAGAAUUAUAAUCCAUCGACAUGGAUGUUAGAGGUCAGCUCUGCAUCGGCAGAAGCUGAACUUGGUGUAGAUUUUGCCCAGAAAUACAGGGAAUCUACAUUAUAUGAGAACAAUAAAAAAAUUGUAAGGCAGUUAAGUAGCCCACCUCCUGGUUCAACAGAUCUUCACUUUGCUACCUGCUUUUCACAAAAUGGUUGGGGACAAGUCAAAUCUUGCCUAUGGAAACAGCAUUUGGCUUAUUGGAGGAAUCCUGCAUACAACUUGAUGCGUAUCAUGUAUACACUUGUAUGUGCUUUACUUUAUGGGGGACUAUAUUGGAAUCAAGGGAAAAAAUUAAAUAACCAGCAGAACUUAUUCAAUAUAUUUGGUUCAAUGUAUGCUACCGUGGUCUACGUGGGCAUACAUAACUCCACGGCAGUCCUGCCAUAUGUAGCAGCAGAGCGAACUGUUAUGUACAGGGAAAGAUUUGCAGGGAUGUACUCUUCAUGGGCUUAUUCACUUGCACAGGUGCUAGUGGAAGUUCCCUACCUUUUCACUGAAACUGCGAUAUUUGUCAUAGUCACAUAUCCAAUGAUUGGAUAUUAUGGGUCAGCUUGUAAGGUUUUCUGGUACUUCUAUGUAAUAUUCUUUUCACUGCUGUACUUCAAUUAUCUAGGGAUGCUACUCGUCUCAUUGACACCAAACUUCACCGUAGCUGCAAUUUUGAACCCGGCCUUCAACACAUUAUUCAACCUGUUUUCUGGUUUUCCAAUGCCUAAACCAAAAAUUCCAAAGUGGUGGAUCUGGUUGUAUUAUCUGACUCCUACAUCUUGGUCGCUGAAUGGCUUGCUUACUUCACAAUAUGGAGAUAUAGAUAAGGACAUCAUGGUAUUUGGAGAAAAUAAAACGGUGCCUGAUUUCUUAACAGAUUACUUUGGGUUUCACCAUGAUCACUUGGCUCUUGUGGCAGUUGUUCUCAUUGCCUUCCCCCUUACUUUUGCUUUCUUGUUUGCAUACUUUAUAGGACGGCUGAACUUCCAGCAUAGGUAAACCCUUUCUUUCUUUCCAUGGAGCUUGGAGAUGUUAUGUUGUGCCUGUAGACCCUACCUUUCCAACAAUGUUUGCAUAUGAUAGGCAUCUUCUAGAGAGAAACAACAAGCAUUGCCCAUGAACUGCCAUGCCAUGAUGCUAUGUCUUGUUACUUGAUACUGCCUUUCCAACAAUGUUUCAUUUCUUUCUCUCUUUUUCUCUCCUUUUUUCUUUUGCUCAUGAAUUCAUUGAUUCUGAGUGAUAAGGUGGUGAUAAGGUGCUGGGAUAUUGGCCCUCCAUUGUUUCAUUCCUUGUGUGAUAGGCUGUAACUCAUGCGUUUUAGGUACAGUAAAACUUGCUUAUUCUCCAAGAAAAACCCUUUGAUUUGUUCAACUGAAACGAACAUAUUCUUGCUGCUUUAUGUGUUCAACUUCUUGGUAAAGAA
Juglans microcarpa x Juglans regia is the source of this 4843-nucleotide messenger RNA. Its product is annotated as pleiotropic drug resistance protein 3-like. Lineage: Eukaryota; Viridiplantae; Streptophyta; Magnoliopsida; Fagales; Juglandaceae. Gene Ontology annotation, molecular function: ATP hydrolysis activity; ABC-type transporter activity; ATP binding. Bases 55 to 4419 code for a protein of 1454 amino acids. The record is from RefSeq and is a predicted model, not a curated record. Gene Ontology annotation, cellular component: membrane. The transcript has 24 exons.